AUGAUUUCUGCCCAACAUUGGACAUGGGCUUUUAAGCCAGCUGCUCUUAUAGUUUUAUUGGUUGUUCUGGUGUUCAAUAUCCAGCCUGUGCAAGCGACGAUUCCUACGUCCCAGCGCUUUGAUCUGUCAAAGCCAUCAUACGACGUCUUCCGUGGCAAGUCCCUGCAUGAUGUGACUGUCCAGCAAGGCUUCGCAUUUGACAAUACCAAUCGCCGACUUUUUGUCACCCAGCGACGCGAUGGUUCCUCCGAGACUUCAGGUGACCUAUGCAUUACCCAACUUGACUUUAACGGCGACUACGUGGGACACAUGCAUUUAAAGAGUUUUGGUCACGGCGUCUCCUUCGGUGUUCAAGCAGUCGGCUCAUCAUCCUACCUAUGGACAGAAGUAGAGGCCAAUUCGAAUGGAUAUGGCAAGAAACUUGCUCGGUUCAAGUUCGUUAGCGGAACUACGCUCUCGUCAUCGUCCUCGUCGCUUAAGAAAUUCGCCCCUAUUACUAGUGCUACAGAGCAUACCUGCUCCAUUGAUCCUGCGAGCAACCGUCUCAUUGUCCGCGCCAACCUCAGUGACGGUAAACACAUUUAUGUGUUCAACUUGGAUGAGGCAACGGAUGGGGAUUUCUCUAAGCCUCUCGCGAAUUUCAAGCAUCCUUCGUUGGAUACAGCAUCGGAUACAUUCCAGGGGUAUGCGGCGUAUGGCCAGUAUAUCUAUCUCUUAUACGGCAACUCGUAUGAUGUGACCGACGGUAAGGUCAAUUCGGAUGUGACCGCGGUCAACAUGAAUACUGGAUCUGUCGUCCAAGGUCCCCUCAUUACAAAAGCUGGAUCAACACUAUCGUUCCGUGAACCUGAAGGACUGGCCAUUUAUAAGACUGCGGCCGGGGAAGUUCGUCUAUUCUUGGGAUUUGCCUCGGGGAAAAGUGGUGACCGGCGAUCGAAUAUAUUCUACAAGAAUGCUUUGGUUUAG
Molecule: messenger RNA, 966 nt
Organism: Penicillium concentricum
Lineage: Eukaryota; Fungi; Ascomycota; Eurotiomycetes; Eurotiales; Aspergillaceae
Product: putative FacC-like extracellular signaling protein
Exons: 1
Coding region: 1-966 (321 amino acids)
Source: RefSeq, a predicted model, not a curated record